CGGGGACAGGAGCGCGGGGCAGGCGCAUGCGGUAGCGCGUGCGCGCGGGCGGCGGAGCCGUCGGGAUGUCGCGUUACGGCCGCUAUGGAGGCGAGACCAAGGUGUACGUGGGCAACCUGGGCACGGGCGCGGGCAAAGGCGAGCUGGAGAGAGCCUUCAGCUACUACGGCCCGCUGAGAACCGUGUGGAUCGCGAGGAACCCGCCGGGGUUCGCCUUUGUGGAGUUCGAGGACCCGCGGGACGCUGAAGAUGCCGUGCUUGGCCUCGAUGGGAAGAUAAUAUGUGGCUCGAGGGUGAGAGUGGAAGUGUCCACGGGAAUGCCGCGGCGCUCCCGUUACGACAGGCCCCCUGCCCGGCGCCCCUUUGACCCCAACGACAGAUGCUACGAGUGUGGUGAGAAAGGCCACUAUGCCUAUGACUGUCACCGCUACAGCCGCCGCAGGAGGAGCAGGUCCCGGUCUAGAUCGCGCUCGAGGUCCCGAGGAAGGAGAUAUUCUCGGUCACGCAGUCGGAGCCGUGGUAGGAGGUCCAGGUCAGCUUCCUAUCGUAGGUCCCGGUCUGUUUCUCCUCGUAGGUCUAGGUCCGUGUCUCCUCGCCGGUCCCGAUCGGCUUCCUUGAAGAGAUCGAGGUCUAGAUCAAGAUCCAGAUCUAGGUCAAGAUCUGUUACAUGGCCCCGAAGCAGGUCUAGGUCUCAUGGCAGAUCAAAGUCUGGCUCUCCAGCUAAGAGUCGGUCAAAGUCCCGAUCACCAUCUCCAAAGAGAAGCCGCUCACCAUCAGGAAGCCCGCAAAGAAGUGCAAGUCCUGAAAGAAUGGAUUAAAGUUAUGAAGUUAAUCUUUUAGGAAGAAAGUUAUUUUGCUUACAUUAUUAUAAGGGAUUUUGUGGUGUCUUUGUAAAUGUAAGAAUGUAGAUAGAAGAGUAUAUCGACUAAAAUUUGGCAUGAUCUGGGUCUUCUGAGUUAGUCACACCAAUAGACUAGCACAGGUCUCUUUUUAUUGUAUGAAAUAACUUCCUGUGAUAUGAAAAUGUGGGACUUUUUUAUUGGCACAUUGAAAUAAAAUGUGUAUUUUUAACUAAAA
This is a messenger RNA of Lepidothrix coronata (blue-crowned manakin), 1077 nucleotides long. It is a transcript of the gene SRSF7, whose product is annotated as serine and arginine rich splicing factor 7. The record is from RefSeq and is a predicted model, not a curated record. Gene Ontology annotation, molecular function: zinc ion binding; RNA binding. Gene Ontology annotation, biological process: mRNA splicing, via spliceosome. Gene Ontology annotation, cellular component: nucleoplasm; cytoplasm; ASAP complex. The transcript is spliced from 9 exons. NCBI's taxonomy places the organism in Eukaryota, Metazoa, Chordata, Aves, Passeriformes, Pipridae. The coding region runs from base 66 to 818 and encodes 250 amino acids.